Molecule: messenger RNA, 5344 nt
Organism: Pseudocercospora fijiensis CIRAD86
Lineage: Eukaryota; Fungi; Ascomycota; Dothideomycetes; Mycosphaerellales; Mycosphaerellaceae
Exons: 15
Coding region: 1-5262 (1753 amino acids)
Biological process (GO): DNA-templated transcription
Cellular component (GO): RNA polymerase II, core complex
Molecular function (GO): DNA binding
Source: RefSeq, a predicted model, not a curated record
AUGGCAACCUUCCCUCACUCCUCAGCGCCGCUCAAGACGGUGCAGGAGAUUCAAUUCGGUCUCUUCUCGCCCGAUGAAAUCAAGAGCAUGAGCGUGUGCCAUAUCGAAUAUGCCGAGACUAUGGACGAGCAGCGCCACCGACCGCGUGAGAAGGGCUUGAAUGACCCCAAACUCGGCACCAUCGAUCGCAGCCAGAUGUGCGCUACCUGCGGCGAAAGCCAACAGGAGUGUCCUGGUCAUUUCGGGCACAUCGAACUUGCUGUGCCCGUCUUCCAUGUCGGCUUCAUCACCAAGAUCAAGAAGAUCCUUGAAUCCGUUUGCCACAAUUGUGGUAAGCUCUUGGAAGAUGAGAGCAACCCUCUGUUCAAAAGAGCCGUCGGACUGCGAGAUCCCAAGCGCCGUUUCGAGGCCGUCACCCGCCUAUGCAAACCCAAGAUGACCUGCGAUCUCGAUGCCAAGAACGAUGACGAGCAGGAAGAUUUCGGCUCCAACCCAAAGAAGGAGAAGCGCCCAGGGCACGGCGGUUGCGGCAAUAUUCAGCCAACCAUUCGAAAGGAGCAGUUGAAGCUGAAUGGCACCUGGAAACUCGGCAAGAACGAAGAUGGUGAGGACAAUGGUGUCGAGAAGAAAAUCAUCACACCUCAAGAAGUACUCCGUGUUUUCGGCCUGAUCUCAGAGGACGACCUUCUCCGUCUGGGAUUGAACGUCGAUUAUGCCCGUCCGGAGUGGAUGGUCCUGACAGUACUUCCUGUCCCACCGCCGGCAGUCCGUCCUAGUAUCUCGGUUGACGGAACCAGCCAAGGCAUGCGAUCGGAAGACGACUUGACAUACAAGCUGUCUGAUAUCAUUCGCGCCAAUUCGAAUGUGCGACGCGCCGAGCAGGAAGGCUCACCGCAGCACAUUACCGAUGAAUUCACGUCUCUCUUGCAGUACCAUGUUGCGACCUACAUGGACAAUGAUAUUGCUGGUAUGCCCAAGUCGAUUCAGAAGUCUGGUCGUCCUCUCAAGGCUAUUCGCGCUCGUCUGAAGUCCAAGGAGGGUCGUCUCCGAGGCAACCUGAUGGGCAAGCGUGUCGACUUCUCUGCACGUACUGUCAUUACCGGUGAUCCCAACUUGGAUCUCGACCAAGUCGGAUGUCCGCGGUCUACAGCCAGAAUCCUUACAUUCCCGGAACGAGUUACACUCUACAACAUCCACAAGCUGCAAGAGCUUGUGCGGAACGGUCCAAAUGAGCACCCAGGAGCCAAGCACAUCAUCCGAGAAGACGGUUCUCGUAUCGACUUGCGGUACCACAAGCGAGCUGGCGAGAUUCAGCUGCAACUUGGCUGGAUUGUCGAACGCCAUAUCGUCGACGGAGACUACAUCAUUUUCAACCGACAGCCUUCUCUCCACAAAGAGUCCAUGAUGGGUCAUAGGGUGAAGGUGAUGCCUUACUCUACCUUCCGUCUCAAUCUGUCGGUCACAUCCCCAUACAACGCCGAUUUCGAUGGCGACGAGAUGAACAUGCACGUUCCUCAGGGCCAUGAAACUCGUGCCGAGGUGGCCAACCUGUGUGCUGUUCCUCACAAUAUUGUUUCUCCUCAGAAGAACGGACCGCUCAUGGGAAUUGUUCAAGACACCAUGGCCGGUAUCUGGAUGAUGACGAGACGUGAUACCAUGAUGGAUUAUGAGCAAGUCAUGAACAUCUUGAUGUGGGUGCCCGGUUGGGACGGUGUCAUUCCGACUCCUGCUAUCCUCAAGCCUAGCCCACGCUGGACUGGCAAGCAGAUAAUAUCACUUGGCCUUCCGCUUGGACUGAACAUUUUCCGGAAGAGCGAGGAGGGCGAUAUUCCCUUGCUAGAGAAAGAAGAGCCCGUCCUCAUCCAGAAUGGUGAGCUUGUCUGGGGCCGCUUUACAAAGAAGCUGGUCGGCGCUUCCGGUGGCGGUGUCGUACACUACAUCUUCAACGACAAGGGUCCGGACGCUACGGUCGAGUUCUUCAACGCUGCGCAGCGCAUCUGCUGCUACUGGUUGCUUCAUCAUGGCUUUAGCGUUGGCAUUGGCGAUACUGUCCCAGAUGCCGAUCUGGUCGCCAAGAUCGAGGAACAAGUCGUCAAGUACAAGACGCAGGUCGAGGAGUACAUGAGCGAGGUGCAAAUUGAUAACAUGGAGGCUUCGCCAGGUAUGACGGUCCGUGAGACAUUUGAGAACAAGACGAAAACUGCGCUCGACAAUGCCCGAAACGGAGCUGGUGACGUGGCUUACAAGGGCAUGAAUGCCUGCAACAACGUCGGUACCAUGGUCAAAUCCGGAUCCAAGGGCUCUACAACGAACGUCUCCCAGAUGACUGCAGCAGUCGGACAACAGUCUCUUGAAGGCAAGCGUCUUCCAUUCGGCUUCAAGGACCGCGUGCUUCCGCACUUUCCCAAGGAUGACUAUUCACCAGCAUCCCGCGGGUUUGUGGAGAACUCCUAUCUACGGGGACUGACACCACAAGAGUUCUUCUUCCACGCCAUGGGAGGUCGUGAAGGUCUCAUUGACACUGCUGUCAAGACUGCUGAGACUGGCUACAUUCAGCGUCGACUUGUCAAAGCACUCGAAGAAAUCAUGAUCAAGUAUGAUGGUACCGUACGCAACUCACUCGGCGACAUUCUACAGUUCACGUAUGGUGAGGAUGGGCUCGAUGCUACAUACAUCGAAGCACAGAAUCUUGAGAUCAUUACUUCGUCUAACGAGGCUUUCGAGAAGAAGUACAAGAUCGAUGUUAUCAGCCCUAGCAGCAAGGAUCAAACCUUGACCUCAAAUUACCUGGAGGUUGCGAACGAGCUGUCAGGAGAUGUUGAAGUCCAGCAGCUUUUUGAUGAAGAAUUUGAAGCCAUCAAACACGAUCGUGCGAAGAUUCGGCAGAAUCUCGACGAUGCUGAUGAUCGCCGCUUCCUACCAUUGAAUGUUGGUCGUAUGAUCGCGAACGCGAGGAAUAAGUUCAAGAUCAACGAUAACAGCAAGAGCGACCUUGACCCUCGGGAAGUAAUCCCCAAAGUUCGAUCUCUUCUGGACCGCCUCAAGAUCAUUCGCGGAGAUGACGAGCUGUCCAAGGAGGCUGACUUGAAUGCUACGCUCCUGUGCAAAGCCCUCUUCCGCUCCCGUUUGGCGUUCAAGCGACUUGUCAAGGAAGACAAGCUCAGCAAGCUUGCGCUCGACAACAUCCUUGGCGACAUCGAAAAUCGCUUCUUGCGCGCUCUUGUCAGCCCGGGUGAGAUGGUUGGUGUGCUCGCUGCGCAAUCCAUCGGAGAGCCAGCCACUCAGAUGACGCUGAACACAUUCCAUUUGGCAGGAGUCACGGCGAAGACCACCACCAAGGGUGUACCGCGUCUGAAAGAAAUCUUGAACGUGGCUGACAACAUCAAGACGCCGAAUAUGAAAGUGUACCAGCUGCCCGAGGCACGCGCUGCCCAAGACUCUGCGAAGCUGCUUCGCUCCAAAGUCGAAUUCACAAGCCUUCGUGGAGUUACCGAUGCCGCUGAGAUCUACUACGAUCCGGACAUCGAGAGCACCGUCAUCGAUGAAGAUCGAGACAUGGUGGAAUCCUAUUUCAUCAUCCCAGAGGAGGGCGCUGACUCUCCCGAUGCGCAGAGUCGAUGGCUCCUCCGCUUUGUCCUGGGACGUCGACAACUGCUUGACAAGGGCUUGACAGUCACUCAGGUUGCCCAGAAGAUUAAGGAGGUGUACACCUCUGAUAUUGCUGUCAUCUUCUCCGACGACAACGCUGAGCAAACGGUGGUUCGUGUUCGCAUGUUGAACCGGGGCGACAAGGACGAGGAAGGUGAUGAGUCAUCGGAGGAUGACACCCUGAAACAGCUUGCCGAGCACAUGCUUGACAAUGUCAUCCUUCGCGGUGUGAACGGUGUUCGCCGUGUCUUCGUCUCCAAGGCCAACCAGAUCAUCGAGAAGCCGAAUGGUGCGAUGACCCAGGGUGGCGAGGAAAGCGUGGAAUGGUACUUGGACACCGAUGGUGUUAAUCUGCAGAAGGUUUUGGCAGUUGACGGCGUUGACUCCGCUCGCACGACCUGCAACCACUUCCAGUCGACUAUGAAAGUGUUCGGCAUUGAAGCUGUCCGUGCUUCUCUGAUGGCAGAGAUGAAGGACGUGUUGACUAACGACGGUUCUUACGUCAACCAUCGCCACAUGGCAAUUCUUUGCGACGUCAUGUGCGCGAGAGGAGAGUUGAUGGCUGUUACUCGUCACGGUAUCAACCGCUCGGACACUGGUGCAUUGAUGCGCUGUUCUUUCGAAGAGACCGUCGAAAUCUUGUUCGAUGCUGCAUCUUCAGGCGAACUGGAUGACUGCCGUGGUGUUUCCGAGAAUAUAAUUCUCGGUCAACUGGCGCCCAGCGGCACUGGUGAGUUCGACAUGCUUCUCGACAGCAACAUGCUAUCAACAGUCACCGCCACUCAACGUCCAAUGCAAGUCGGUGCUGCCGGCGGGGCAAUGUCACCAAUGUCAGACGGAUCUAUGACUCCAUACGAUAUGGGCUCACCAAUGUCCGAGAGCGGCGGAAUUGCUGGUCCAGACUAUGGAGCCAGCUUCUCGCCAAUCAUCAACCCUGGCCAAGAUGAAGGCGGUGGUCUUACUGCUUACGGUGGAGGUUACGAUGGCGGCGUGAGCCCGUACCGUGGAGGAAUUUCUCCCGGAUAUGCGCCUCAGAGUCCAUUCUCGGGUGGCUUCUCGCCCUCGUCGCCCGGUUACGCUGGAGGCUAUAGUCCCACCAGUCCCGGGGGAUAUAGCCCGACCAGUCCUGGUGGCGCCUUGACCUCCCCUGCCUACGCGAUGACAAGCCCUGCAUACUCACCCCAAAGCCCUGCGUAUCAACCGACGUCUCGCCGUCGUUCUCGCCGGGCUCUGGCUCCAAGGUCUCACCCACAAGUCCCUCAUAUUCCCCAACAUCGCCGAGUUAUUCCCCAACAUCGCCGAGUUACAGUCCAGCCAGUCCCUUUGGAUCAGCAAGCAACAAGUAUUCGCCAACUAGUCCCUCGUACUCACCAUCCUCGCCGGCGUUUUCCCCUGGAGCAGCAAGCAACAAGUACAGCCCAACUAGCCCGGCUUUCAGUCCAUCCUCGCCUGCUUGGAGUGCGCGAGGUGGUGGCGCUCCUUCGGCCCGCUCGCCCGUCUACUCACCGUCAAGUCCGGCAUAUCAGAACUCAGGAUCUGAUCAGUUUAGCCCUUCCUCGCCAAAUGAUCAGUUCUCUCCCUCUUCCCCGAAAGAUGGAUAGAUGGCCAGUGUAAAAUUAGUAGAUACCCAUGAUUCCGCCUCAUGGCGACGGACAGCAGAAAUGUAACAUCAUGAAUUCAAAUUUGGAUCUCUCUC